This is a messenger RNA of Seriola aureovittata, 3912 nucleotides long. It is a transcript of the gene cyp4f3, whose product is annotated as cytochrome P450 4F3. The record is from RefSeq and is a predicted model, not a curated record. The transcript is spliced from 17 exons. Gene Ontology annotation, molecular function: oxidoreductase activity, acting on paired donors, with incorporation or reduction of molecular oxygen; heme binding; monooxygenase activity. The coding region runs from base 878 to 2632 and encodes 584 amino acids. NCBI's taxonomy places the organism in Eukaryota, Metazoa, Chordata, Actinopteri, Carangiformes, Carangidae.
UGGGAUCGUAAAGGGCUGAGAUGUGAGGUGAGGCUCAGAGUAGAUUCAGGCUCUGUUUCAUCUGGUUUGCGGGGCUCUAGGUAACACUUUGGACUAGUGUGGACGUCAGUAUUGGGUGCCAGGAGAGAGCUACGUGGUCCCACAUUAAUCAACUUGUCUCUGUGCUUGGGUCUGCUGCGUUUUGAGAUCAGAAGUGCUUGAGGCUUAUUGUGGUUGGAGGUUGGUGACCGGCUGAAAUCAGGAAGAGCUCUGAGUGCCCGUACCGUCUCCCGAACCACUUCAUGAAUUUGCUGAGCAAUUCCUUGGUUUCCUGUACAAAACAGACAUUAUUAGGAGCAGUCCAAUGUUAAGGCAGUACUACAAUCAACACAGCCUUUAUUCUUAAUUACCUUGGUCUCUUGCUUCCAUCCAGAUCUCUCCAGGACCGUCAGGUGCUGACCUGCCAAGCUCCAAGAAGAACGAGCCAUCCAAGUGGCCAAAGCGCCGAACACUCAGCAAAGCACCAUGGUCUGAUCCUUGGCAUACACCGCCACCGUGUGGCCUUUCCUGGAACUGCCAGUCCGGCUCACACCAAGACAGCACCUCAGAACAGCACAGCUUUACCAGAAGACUUCUCCAUUGCUGUGAACUUCUCCUGGUUCUUGUACCACUCAAGUCGGCUCGGCCCAGUGUGACUUCCUGCUCUCAGGACAAAAUAUCUUCUGUGGUUUCGCUCCAGCUUCCCCAGGUAACCUUGUUUCACCACAUCACUCUGUGGCCCAGCAGAGGUUAUGAGGGCGCUGGCUAGAGGGACAAGAGGGCCGGUAGUCUGGCUGGUACAGAAGAGUUCUUCGUAGAAACGAGAUGAAGGAAGUUCACUUGUCUGCAUCCCACUGUGAUGGUCCUCAGAGUCCUCAUCCUGCUCCAUUUGAAGAUUGUUCACCCAGGGACGCCGCAGGGGAGAUUCAACUGGCAGCCGUGUUUGGGUAGAGCUGCAACAGGGAGACGACAGAGGGGAGCUGGAAGCAGGAUGUCUCUCCUCCUGGGUGUCCUCUCUCAGGUCCUCAGCUGGGCCAGCCUCUGUCAGGUCCUGAAAAUGGUUGGUACAGGACUGGUUGCGGUGGUUGCAGUUUGGAUAGUGAGGCUGUUUGUGCAUCACGCCUGGUACACACACAGACUGUCCUGCUUCAGCAAGCCACCUGCAGACUCCUGGCUGAAAGGCCACCUGGGCCAGAUGCAGAGCACAGAGGAAGGUCUCCUCCAGGUGGAUGACCUGGUGCGCACAUACAAACACUCCUGCAGCUGGUUCCUUGGGCCUUUCUAUCACCUAGUCAGAGUCUUCCACCCUGACUAUGUCAAACCUCUACUAAUGGCAUCUGCCAGCAUUACAGUGAAAGAUGAGCUUAUCUAUGACCAUCUGCGGCCAUGGCUUGGACAGAGUCUGCUGCUAAGCAACGGGGAAGUGUGGUCUCGCAGGAGGCGACUGCUGACUCCGGCCUUUCAUUUUGAUAUUCUGAAGAACUACGUUGUCACGUUUAACACGUCAGCUAACACCAUGCAUGAUAAAUGGCGCCGCCUGGUGGCAGAGGGCAGGACCAAUCUAGAGAUGUUCGAUCAUAUCACUCUGAUGACACUGGACAGUUUACUUAAAUGUGCCUUUAGCUACAACAGCAACUGUCAGGAGUCUACCAGUGAGUACGUGUCAGCCAUAGUGGAGCUCAGUGACCUGAUAAUUGAUCGCCGCCUAAAGAUUUUACACCACUGGGACUGGAUUUACUGGAAAACGCAGCAGGGGAAACAAUUCAAAAAGGCCUUGAGUGUUGUACACAGGUUCACCAGGGAAGUGGUUCAGAAGCGGCGUGCCCUCAUUGGCCAACAGAAGGAGACAGAAACAGAUUUCACCAAAGCACCACAGAGAAAGAGAGAUUUUGUGGACAUCAUACUGCUGUCAAAGGAUGAGGACGGACAAGGCCUAACAGAUGAGGAGAUACAGGCAGAGGCCAACACCUUCAUGUUUGCUGGCCACGACACAACAGCCAGUGCGAUUUGCUGGACGCUGUAUAAUUUAGCACGCCAUGCCGAAUAUCAGGAAAGAUGCAGGCAGGAAGUGAUGGAUCUAAUGCAAGGACGAGACAGAGAGGAAAUAGAGUGGGAGGAUCUGGCCAACCUUACCUUCACCACCAUGUGCAUCAGGGAAAGCCUCAGACUCCACUCUCCUGUGCAGGCUGUAACAAGGAAAUACACCCAGGACAUGGUGCUGCCAGGCAAUCGGACUGUGCCAGAGGGUACCAUUUGCUUGGUCAGUAUUUACGGAACACACCACAACCCCACUGUCUGGACAAACCCAUAUGAGUUUGAGCCCCUGCGUUUUGACCCAGCCGACACAGAAAACCGAUCUUCUCAUGCCUUCAUCCCCUUUUCUUCAGGCCCCAGGAACUGUAUUGGUCAGAAAUUCGCUCUGGCAGAGCUGCGAGUCGUUGUGGCGCUGACCCUGCUCAGGUUUCGUCUGACCCUGGGGGUGAACCCUGAACUCGGGUCCAGCUCUGGAGGCGUUCGCCGUCUCCCCCAGCUCGUCCUGCGUGCUGAGGGAGGCCUGUGGCUGCAGCUGGAGCCUCUGACCACACCAAACAUGGAGGAACCACAGGCUGAAUGAUCCAACAAGAUGACAUGUUGACCUGUUUUAUAAUAUAACAACAAAAACCCCAAAUGUUAUAAGUUUAUUACUGUUCUUGUCGCUGUAUUUAUGCCUACUGUAAUGUUUCUCAAUGCAUUUGCAACCUUUGUUCUUUGUUUGGCUACAUGAAUCUUUUAUUAUCAAUUUAAAAAUGAACAUAAUACAAUUUAAUGAUGUAUUAAUAAAAUACGUAAUUUACAGUUGAAACAUUUAUUAUUGUUGUGCUGAUUGGUUUAAAUAAAUCCUGACUUUGAAAAAAACUCUUCCACUUCCAGGUUGUUGUUAUCUGUAGGGCCUGGGCUAGAUUAGGGUCUGAGCACGUUAGACCUGGAAAAUCAAGGGCUAAAAUACCUUAUCCAUGCAUUACUCUAUAGAUAAAGCAUAGAAAAUAACUCAGUUUGGCUGUGCAGGUAGUUUCUUCCACCUCAUGCCUUGGUUUCUGCUCUUAUAUGCAAUGUCACCCACGAGGCCUCAGGUAGAGAGGUUUGUGCCUUUCCAAUUCAUGUCCAAAGUUGAAUUUACCACAGCUGGACUCUCAAGGUGCAGAAACAUCCUAUCAAAAGAAAUUGUAGGCACCUGUGUACAAGUUUUUUCCUUUUUUAUAAAUUUCUAAAAUUCUGUUUUCACCAUGUCAUUAUGGGUGAUUAAGUGUAGAUUGAUUUUUUUUUUUUUUUUAAUAUUUUAUUUUUCACAUAAACCUGCAACAUUUUAGCAUAAAUCUGCAACAUAACAAAAUGUAAAUAUAGUGCACUGUAGCCUCAGAUUGUGUAGAAACCCGGUAGAAAUCAGCAGAGGUUACACUCCUUUUUGUUACUUUGACAUCCCAGAGGGGCGGAGACUGAGCUGUUUGAGCUGGAUACAUGUACUUUCACUUUAAGCUUCCUUCAACUGUCCCCUCCGUCUGUCGCCAGUUAACUAACUUUUUAAGCUAGCACACUUAGCCUGUUAUGUUUUUAGCUUUUAAAUAACAUGACUUGACAUGUUUCUCUGGCUUCAGAACAGAAGCGGUUUAAAUUUGACUGUUUAUCUGACUGUUUAACGUUAAACAUGUGGCCGACUGUGUGCCUGAAGAUGUUGACGAUGUCGUGUCUUUUCCUGGCUGUUGUGUCCACACAGUCCGAGAUUAUACUCUUCAUGAAGGAGGGCGAUGAAGUUGUUCUCAAACCAAACAGCUCUGUGAAUAAGCCCAUCACCAGCAUCGUGUGGAAGGAUGGUUCUAACCUUGCCAUCCAGUGGGAUCAAUCUGAUCCGGAUAUCAC